Hyalella azteca is the source of this 507-nucleotide messenger RNA. Its product is annotated as CCR4-NOT transcription complex subunit 6-like. Gene Ontology annotation, molecular function: protein binding. Lineage: Eukaryota; Metazoa; Arthropoda; Malacostraca; Amphipoda; Hyalellidae. The record is from RefSeq and is a predicted model, not a curated record.
GGUGCAACAUGUCUCGCGGAAACACCCAAAAGGAGAAGGAAAGCAAUAAGCUGCCAAUCUUGUCACGCACCUACACAAUCAUCUCCCCGGAGCAGGUUGCUUCUGGCGCCAAGUCUACGUGGACUAGAAUGGAGAUAACAGGAGGCAUCCGGAAUUUGGCUCUAACGGUGUGCGACAUGACGUUUCUAACAGCGCUGCUCAUCAACGAGAACCAACUCAUGCGCUUACCUCCUGCCAUCGGCAACCUGGUCAACCUCAAGCAGCUGGACGCCUCUCACAACUGUCUUGUCGUCCUGCCGCCUCAGAUCGGCGACCUCACUAACCUAGAGGAGUUGUUACUAUGCAACAACCAGCUACACACUCUGCCCUACGAGCUUGGCAAGCUUUUUAACUUACAAGAGAUCGAUCUGAAGAACAAUCCCUUGAGUCCUGACAUCAUAAAGAUCUACAGCCCAGAGUCCACAGGCGUCCAGAAGCUUCUUACGUACAUGCUUAACAACCUAAUAG